Messenger RNA from Knipowitschia caucasica, 1800 nucleotides. NCBI's taxonomy places the organism in Eukaryota, Metazoa, Chordata, Actinopteri, Gobiiformes, Gobiidae. The record is from the annotation of a GenBank genome assembly.
AUGAGAGUGAGUGAGGUCCACGCUGCAGAGUCCGUUGCCUAUCUCAACAGGGCUCUGGCAAAACUGCAGGAAAUUUGGGAGGAAAUUGGGAUCCCAGAAGAACAGAGGCUUCAGAGAACAAAUGACGUUCAUAACUAUAUUAAAAGUUUGUUGGAUUUGAUGAUCACAGAGGAAGAGGAUCUUAAGAAGAAACUGAUCAAAACUAUUGAAGUCGGACGCAAAGAGAUGCAUACUUUGUGCCGUGAACUCUCUCUGCCCCCAUUUGAGGAAGAAACUGGCUGCACCAUUUUGCAGCUGGAGAAGAAUAGUCGCACACAACUAGAUGGCCUCAUAAAACACAAAAAGCAACGGAUGGAAGAUUUGGGAAUUCUUAUUUCCAAAGACCGUGAGCUGUGUGACAUUAUGGGCACCACGCCUUUCUCCAUUGACAAGGACACUGUUCCCUCUCUGAAGCAGCUUGAGACUUUCCGUGCCUACGUAGAUGACCUGACCAAAGAAAAGGAGCAACGUCAUGAAGAGUUCAUCAGUUUGAAGCAGAAGAUUUCCCAAUGCAUGGACGACCUGGAACGCCGACCUGAGACCAGUUUUGAGAUGGAUGUAAUGUGUGAGGACGAGGAGGAAUUUUUUCUGUCAACCGAUAAUAUCUCUGCUCUUAAAAUUCUUCUUGGUCAGCUCCAAGAAAGUAAAGCUGAAGUAGAGUUACGCUGUGCUUCAUAUCGAACACAAAUACAGGAACUUUGGGAACGACUUAAAGUGCCCCAAGAAGAGAGGGAUCUUGUUUCCGAACACAUGCAGAACAUGCGAAAGAAGAACGUUGAAGCACUUCAGACAGAACUUCAGCGACUCCAGGAGAUGAAACUUCAGAGCCUGAAAAGUGUGACUGAAUCCAUCAGGGCCGAGAUUGCUCUUUUGUGGGAAAAAUGCUUUUAUAGUCAAGAGCAGUGUCGGGCCUUUUCAGCAUAUCAAGCUGAUGAAUUCACUGAAGAGCUUCUUGAAUUGCAUGAGGCUGAGAUCAGCAAACUCCAAAGCUGUUAUGAGUGCCACAAGGAACUCUUUGAGGGCGUCACUAAAUGGCAGUCGCACUGGACAUUGUACUUGGAGCUUGAUAAAAAAGCCAAUGAUCCUGCAAGAUUCAACAACAGGGGUGGGAAUCUUCUUAAAGAAGAGAAGCAGAGAGCUGACUUGCUGAAAAGCAUACCCAAAUUGGAAAAGGUCCUGAAAGUUGAAAUUGAUAUGUGGGAACAGGAGAAUGGGACUGAGUUCCUUGUGAAUGGACAGAAAUUUCUUGAGUAUGUUCAGGAGCAGUGGGAGAACCACCACAACGAGAAGGAGCGGGAAAAGCUGGAGAGGCAACUAAAGAAGAGCAAACAGAUUCAGGAGGACAUGAUGUUUGGAACAGCCAUCAGGACACCGUCUAAGAGGCGCGUUGCUGGAAGUGUCACACCUGGAAAAAUUAGAAAGAUGAACAGUGCCUCCACACUAUCUACUCCGACCAGCAUUCUUGGUGGAACUCUGUGUCAGUCUUCGCUCCAGAAACUGCCCUUAUCAGCCAGUAAGAGUCUUGGUUUGCGAACUCCAGGACAAAUGAAGACUCCCCGUGUUCUAGAGCGAAAUAAGGAGAACAUCUCCCAUCUACAGAGAAACACUCCCAGUGCCUCUUUAAGGUCUCAGGAAACUAAAGAUCACACCUUCACCUUAAACUCUAUUGCGGGCUCCUAUGUGGAAUUUGCGAGAGACCUCUCGAAGGCUAAAUCGAAUGUGAAGACGCAUGUGCUGAACUCCACGGUGAGUCAUCAGUGA